Molecule: messenger RNA, 3042 nt
Organism: Myotis lucifugus (little brown bat)
Lineage: Eukaryota; Metazoa; Chordata; Mammalia; Chiroptera; Vespertilionidae
Gene: BTK
Product: Bruton tyrosine kinase
Exons: 19
Coding region: 1-2091 (696 amino acids)
Biological process (GO): peptidyl-tyrosine autophosphorylation; intracellular signal transduction; adaptive immune response
Molecular function (GO): ATP binding; non-membrane spanning protein tyrosine kinase activity; protein binding
Source: RefSeq, a predicted model, not a curated record
AUGCGAUAUUAUUACAGGAUUCUCCAUGAGUUGGCAGUUCCCGAGAAAAGAGUAUUAUUAGUUGGUUACCACUACUUCUGUCACACAAGUGAGCUCCAGAAAGACGAAGCUAUGGCUGCAGUAAUACUGGAGAGCAUCUUUCUGAAGCGAUCCCAGCAGAAAAAGAAAACAUCACCUUUAAACUUCAAGAAGCGCCUUUUUCUUUUGACCGUGCAGAAACUUUCCUACUAUGAGUAUGAUUUUGAACGUGGGAGAAGAGGCAGUAAGAAGGGUUCAAUAGAUGUUGAGAAGAUCACUUGUGUUGAAACAGUGGUUCCUGAAAAAAAUCCUCCCCCUGAAAGACAGAUUCCGAGAAGGGGUGAAGAGUCUGGUGAAAUGGAACAGAUCUCAAUCAUUGAAAGGUUCCCUUACCCCUUCCAGGUUGUAUAUGAUGAAGGGCCUCUCUAUGUCUUCUCCCCAACAGAAGAAUUGAGGAAGCGUUGGAUUCAUCAGCUCAAAAAUGUAAUCCGGUAUAACAGUGAUCUGGUACAGAAAUACCACCCUUGCUUCUGGAUUGACGGGCAGUACCUCUGCUGCUCUCAGACAGCCAAAAAUGCUAUGGGCUGCCAAAUUUUGGAAAACAGGAAUGGAAGCUUAAAAUCUGGGAGUUCUCACCGGAAGACAAAAAAGCCUCUUCCUCCCACACCUGAGGAGGACCAGAUCUUGAAAAAGCCACUGCCCCCUGAGCCAACAGCAGCACCAGUUUCCACAAGUGAACUGAAAAAGGUUGUGGCCCUUUAUGACUACAUGCCAAUGAAUGCAAAUGACCUACAGCUACGGAAGGGUGAUGAAUAUUUUAUCCUGGAAGAAAGCAACUUACCCUGGUGGCGAGCACGAGAUAAAAAUGGGCAGGAAGGCUACAUCCCUAGUAACUAUGUCACUGAAGCAGAAGACUCCAUAGAAAUGUAUGAGUGGUAUUCCAAACACAUGACUCGGAGUCAAGCUGAAGAACUGCUAAAGCAAGAGGGGAAGGAAGGAGGUUUCAUUGUCAGAGACUCCAGCAAAGCUGGAAAAUAUACUGUGUCUGUAUUUGCUAAAUCUACAGGGGACCCUCAAGGGGUGAUACGCCAUUAUGUUGUGUGUUCCACACCUCAGAGCCAAUAUUACCUGGCUGAGAAGCACCUUUUCAGCACCAUCCCUGAGCUCAUUAACUACCAUCAGCAUAACUCUGCAGGACUCAUAUCUAGGCUCAAAUAUCCAGUGUCUCAACAAAACAAGAAUGCACCUUCUACUGCAGGCCUGGGCUACGGAUCAUGGGAAAUUGAUCCAAAGGACCUGACCUUCUUGAAGGAGCUGGGGACUGGACAAUUUGGGGUAGUGAAGUAUGGGAAAUGGAGAGGCCAGUAUGAUGUGGCCAUCAAGAUGAUCAAAGAAGGCUCCAUGUCUGAGGAUGAGUUCAUUGAAGAAGCCAAAGUCAUGAUGAAUCUUUCCCAUGAGAAGCUGGUGCAGUUGUACGGUGUCUGCACCAAACAGCGCCCCAUCUUUAUCAUCACUGAGUACAUGGCCAAUGGCUGCCUCCUGAACUACCUGAGGGAGAUGCGCCACCACUUCCAGAAUCAGCAGCUGCUGGAGAUGUGCAAGGAUGUCUGCGAAGCCAUGGAAUACCUGGAGUCAAAGCAAUUCCUUCACAGAGACCUGGCGGCUCGAAACUGUUUGGUAAAUGAUCAAGGAGUUGUUAAAGUAUCUGACUUCGGCCUGUCCAGGUAUGUUCUGGAUGAUGAAUACACAAGCUCAGUAGGCUCCAAAUUUCCAGUCCGGUGGUCUCCACCAGAAGUCCUUAUGUACAGCAAGUUCAGCAGCAAAUCUGACAUUUGGGCUUUUGGGGUUUUGAUGUGGGAAAUUUACUCUCUGGGGAAGAUGCCAUAUGAGAGAUUUACUAACAGUGAAACUGCUGAACAUAUUGCCCAAGGCUUACGUCUCUACAGGCCUCAUCUAGCUUCAGAAAGGGUAUAUACCAUCAUGUACAGCUGCUGGCAUGAGAAAGCAGAUGAACGUCCCACUUUCAAAGUUCUUCUGAGCAACAUUCUAGAUGUCAUGGAUGAAGAAUCCUGAGCUCACCAAUAAGCUUCCUAGUUCUACUCUCCUCCACAAACUCCAAUUUCACUUUCUUGAGGCAAACCAAAGCUGCAGGCCCUAGAGCCUUUGUGCUCUGGCUGAAUACACAAAGGCCCCUCUCUACAUCUAGGGCUGCCUCUCUUCUUUGAUUCCCUGGGAUAGUACCUUCUGAGCAAAGGCCAAGGAAUUAUGGUGCCCGGUACUGUCCCCCAGAGAAGAAAUUUCCCAAGAGUAUUAAGACAGACUGAAUCUGGGAUGGAAACAGUUUUGGGGGAGGGAAGGGUGUAAAUAGCCUCACGAGGGGUCCAACAGCUCUUUUGGGUAUGCAUUAGAGCUUGCUGGGAGGGAGGCCGAAUUUGGCAAAAAUAUAACGGUGUCAUAAAAAUGGGAGGGGAGGGUGUUUUCAUAAAAUAAAAUUACUGGAAAGCAUGAAGGCUUCUUGCUCUCUUGAUUAGUCAUGCAGCCUCCCUGAAACACCCUAUCUCAGUGUUCCAGAAAACUAUUGUGCAGCAUUUGGUUUGGCAUAUUCCUACCUUGAGAAUUCGACAGGAUCCUAGGCAUUUAACCCCUCUGGCUGUUGGAAAAUUCUGCCUCUGAAUCAAACUAACAAGCUAAAAAUUACAGUGCCUUGCACACAGUAGGCAUGUAAUGUUAUCGGGAUAAAGCUUACAAUUGGAGCCGAAUUUUCCUGGAUCCUUUUUUCCCUAAGUCAGGAGCGGGCAACCAUCAAAUUAGAGCCGCGGGCCCAGAUGGCUAAGAGAUGGGUCGAGCAAUCCCUGCCGGGCACUACUAACAAGGCAGUUGGGAAAGCCGGGGCCAAUUUGGAAGCAGGCGGGAUUGUAGGGGCUGAAACAGGCCAGGUGGUCUGAAGUAACUUCCUUUUUUACUUUAUUUUUUCUUUUCGGAACAAUGUCUGCACAGCGUCUUGGCGCUGGGAUGCAAGACCUG